Messenger RNA from Didymosphaeria variabile, 468 nucleotides. RefSeq lists its product as uncharacterized. Bases 1 to 468 code for a protein of 155 amino acids. The record is from RefSeq and is a predicted model, not a curated record. The transcript has 3 exons. Lineage: Eukaryota; Fungi; Ascomycota; Dothideomycetes; Pleosporales; Didymosphaeriaceae.
AUGAAGUUUUCUAUCGCUGCCAUCUUCACUACUGCUGCCCUGGCGACGGCACAGCGAACGUACAAUGUCACCUCAGCGCUCACAUCAGCCCAGCUUGAGAAGUACAAGUGCUUGACCACCGAGAAAUGGUUCAAAGACUUCGACAUCCCCGAGUGUCUCCAAGAAUGCACCCGCGAAGCAAACCGCAAAGACGGCUGCGCCUACGAUGACUUCGCAUGCCACAACGUCAACUACCAAGCAUACUCAGACAUCAUCGAACCCUGCGCAUUCCCACCCCAGCUGGGAGGUAACGGUACCUGCACUCUUGCUGAGUUGGGAGCCGUCCGACCCAAGGUUGCCGACGCAGGAAACUUCUUCAAUGCGACGCUGUAUGCGGCGUAUGCGGGUAGGCACUGCAAGGUGCGUUUGAGCAUCUUGAAGACGCUGGAGAUUGUCUCGCACGAGGCUACCAUCGUGUCAACGAAUUAG